Mercenaria mercenaria is the source of this 1902-nucleotide messenger RNA. Its product is annotated as transmembrane protein 180-like. Bases 340 to 1764 code for a protein of 474 amino acids. NCBI's taxonomy places the organism in Eukaryota, Metazoa, Mollusca, Bivalvia, Venerida, Veneridae. The transcript has 5 exons. The record is from RefSeq and is a predicted model, not a curated record.
CAGUUACCCUCGAGGCCGGAUAUUCCUAUCUGCACCUACAACCAGUGAAAGAAUCUUAUAAUAUCGAAGUUCAAAGUUGCUGUAGGCAAUGGAAAGUGAUUUAAGCACACAACUGAUAAAACCAGCAAGGGAUUAAAGUCAUCUAAUGUGAUAGUGCAUGGAGCGCUGAAGUGCCGUCCUUUUUAUAACUACUCAACAUUUUUAUGGCAAUAUGAAUAUAUACAUGUACUUUUAUGCAGAGAUGUCUUCAUUUACACAGAAAUAGAAAUAUCUUGUGCUGCAAGACCUCUUGACUUGAAAGUCAUUCAGACAUGAGUAACAAUAUAUCAUAGAAUCAGAAUGGCAUCAAGAGAAUCUCUACAAAGCAGAAUUCUGGCAGUAUCUGCUUUGUCUGUAGGAUUCAGCCUCGUCAAUUCAGCUUUUAGUUUCUACUAUGUAAAAGUAUUUCUGAACUUCUAUCAUAUAGAGGAAAGCUGGUUUCAACUUUCUCAGACAUUGUUUCUUAUAUGGAACGCCAUCAACGACCCUCUGUUUGCUUACUUUCAAGACAGCACGAAUUUUCGUUGUUCCAGAACUCGACGUGAAAGUGUUCUUUACGCAGCUCCACUGUUUGCUUUGUCAUUUCUAGUGCCAUGGUUUCCGUGGGGAGACCCAGAAAGUGUACAACCAUGGGUUACAGGAAUUCAUCUUAUUACAGCUUUAUGUUUCUGGGACACUAUGUUUACAUAUGUUGGAUUGGCAUAUUGUUGUCUUUUUACUGAAAUGACAAAGGAUAUUUCAGAAAGAUACAAGAUGGUGAGAUACACACAAAUAGGUAAUUUACUAGGAUCGUCAAGUGUAUUCAUUCUACAAUAUAUGUCAAGUCAGUUAGAAGAUUUCCAGGCAUUUCAAGCAACGAGUAUUGGAGUUGCUGUCAUCAGCUGUAUAUUCAUGAUGUAUUGUGGGAAACAUGCACAUACGGAAAGAGAUCUACAACACGAGAGUGACAUGCAAUGUGGGAAACCAAGAGUUACUAAAUUUCAAGAGUACCCUUACUUUACACUUUCUAAACAGAUUCUUUUCAACAGAGAUUUUCUUGCCUUUGUGAUAAUGAACUUUUUCCAGGAAUUUCAUCGUACAUUUAUAUCAAACUUUUUCGCCAUAUUUGCUGAUCAGCUGAUUGCAAAAGGAGCCAUUCCAGCUUUUGUGAGAAGCGUAUUUUAUGGGGCCAGUACUACAGGUGCAAAGUUGACAGUGAUAUUUGCGGCUGGUGUUGUAAGUCGAUUAGGUUAUUUUAAGGUGAUACGUUACAGUCAGAUCAUUAUUAUGUUCUGCGGGUUGUUUUAUUUCAUGAUGGGGCCUGUCAACCACUGGUGUUUGAUGCUGUUUAUGCUAUUAGACUGUUGCCUUGUGGAUUCUGUCUAUUCGUUGUUUAAUCUUGCCCUAUCGGAUGUUGCGGACAAUGACGUCAUUCGUUACAACAGAAGACAUCCGGCGACGUCAAUGGUUUAUGGUAUGAAUGCUCUAGUUGUGAAACCAGCUAUAUCAUUGUCUCCAAUGUUAGUGGUCAGUAUUCUAAACUCGUAUGGGUAUGAUCGUCUCAAAGAUGGAAAACUGGACGCUGUUGAGAUAGAAGGAUUAAACAGCAUUAUGUUCAAAUUGUUGUGUUUAUUUCCAUGUAUAAUCGGAUGUGUUCAGUUCUGUUCAUGGUCAUUUUACACAAUCAGGGAAAAGAAAAGUUUUGAUAUGACUUUAUAUGUUGGAGUUGGGGAGGAUUCGGUGUAGAGAAUUUUAUUUAAGCUUUUAAUUUUAAAUUCUUAUAUAAUAAUGUAUUUUAUUUUUUCAUCUGGUAUUGUGGCUUGACUUGUGAAAGUUUGAUAAUAUAUUACUAUUUAAAGGAAAUAAACUGUUAAGAAAAUUUAA